ACGAUAUUGUAGACGUUGCGGAGGUAAUUAUUCCAACAAUGUCCUCAGUUGAGUCUUUGAGAGAGUUUGUCACCGAGCGACUCACUGCCGCUGCUCAAGAAAUAUUCGGAGUCUUUGAAAAAACUAUCUUCCAGUACGAGGAAGAGGUCGACCGUCAGCGCAGACUGCUGGAUGUCGUUUGGAAACCUGCAAUAAAGCUACACAGGAUAGAGCUCCCAAAGCAACAUGUCUGUGAGGAGGAGGAGGUUCUCUCUGACCAGCAGCUCUGUGUUCAGGAGAGGAACUCCAGUCUGGACCAAGAGGACCCAGAGCCUCCACAGGUUAAAGAGGAACAGGAGGAACCCUGCACCAGUCAGGAGGGAGAGCAGCUUGAACUGAAGCAGGAGACUGAGACCUUUAUGUUGACUCCUAGUGAUGAGGAAAGUGACCACAGUAAAGAUCAGACUCUGAACAUGAGUAACGAUGAAAAUCAGAGUAUGGUGGAAGAAACACCUCUAGGCUACACUUCAGUUGAAAGCUCUGUAGUACCGGAACCAAACGAGGACCACCAGCUCCUCUCACACAACUCUCAUGCAGAUAAAAGCCAAGAUCAGAAAGGAGGCGAGCAUGGAUCCUCUGAAUCCACUAGUAAUGCAGAGCCAAAACCGUUACUCCAGUGCGACACAUGUGGGAAAGAAUUCAAGUUUAAGUCUAGUUUUUACAGACAUCUGAGAACACACACAGGUGAGAAGCCACAUUCUUGCAACGUAUGUGGGAAACGAUUCAGUCAGAAAGCAACAUUGAAACCUCAUAUGAAAAUCCACACAGGUGAGAACAUGAAGCCACAAAAUUCUUGCAAAACAUGUGAAAAGACUUUUCCAUCUAAUAGUCAGUUGCUGGUCCACAUGAGAAAACACACAGGUGAGAAGCCAUAUUCUUGCAAUGUAUGUGGGAAAGGAUUCAGUGUGAAAUCAUCAUUGACCUUUCACAUGAAAAUCCACACAGAGGAGAACUUCAAGCCACAUUCUUGCAAAACAUGUGGAAAAGAUUUUCGACAUAGUGGUAACUUGGUGGUCCACAUGAGAACACACACAGGUGAAAAGCCAUAUUCUUGCGAAACCUGUGGAAAAGAUUUUCGACAUAGCAGUGUCUUAUUGGUUCACACGAGAAGAGCCCACAAGGGGGAAAAACCGUUCAUCUGCAAGACCUGCGGGAACAGAUACUUAGCUGCGUUUCAAUUGGCAAGGCAUGUAAGAUGGCAUACAGACAAGUAGCCUUGUAGUUGGAAGAUACAUGGGAGCUCACUCAGUUCUUGAGUUAAUAAUUCCUGCAAAUGUUUGACCAAUUAGAUUUUUCUUUUGGUUUUAGAAUUGGUAUAUACUUCAGUAAUAUGAGUGGAUUGUGAACACAGAUGUUUAGCUUGAGAAACACUCUGUAUUGUUGAGUCAGUUAUGUUGUCAUCAUUACAAUGAGACAACUUUUCUUUUUUGUCUACAAUGUGUCAUUUAUUUUAUAUUUUUAUUUUUUGGGGGGAUUUUAUUGGUGGCACAGAAACAAAAAUUGUAGAUGGAGUGCUACAUGGUGCUGUCACAAAUCAGCCAAAGCAAUAGUAAUGAAAAGUGAAUGAAUUGUAAUGAUCAGUGCUCAAAGGGAAGUGAGCAAUGAAACUGUUUUUUGAUCUCAUGUAUGUAUUCUAACAACAAAGCUUCAUGAGGUGAUGACCAGUCAUUGUGAAGAAUUGUUCUUUUACGAGUGUUAAGUUAUACCAUGCAAGAGGUGUUUUAAUGUUGCAAAUCACCGGCUUUAGAUGGUUCAUUUUUGAUUUAAUACCGUAGCUGAUGCAUAUCAAUAGUUUGAGCAGUGGAGCUGCCUCGAGUUGAACAAGCUGUGGUGGAAUGUAACUGCAUGUACGCAAAUGCUGUAUUGAUGAACCUGGAAGCAUUACACUGCUAUUAUUUUUCUACUAAUGGACAUUAAACUCUGAAACCAAUCUCUACGCACGCUUUACCCAACCUUAUGUUUUGUGUUCAAAAUGUAUGCAUAUUUCUUUUCUGUUCAGUGUUGACCUAUCUGGGCAUUUACUGGCAAAAUAAUAGCCUUUAGCUGAUAGGAAGUGGUUCAAACUGUGGUGGUACAGACUUAAAUAUUGCCGAUUUGUUCACUAACGACUUUACAUUCUGUAACGAGGAGGAGGUUCUUUUUAUGUUGACUACUACUUAUUAGGGUGUUUGUAUACUUCAAUAAA
Messenger RNA from Anoplopoma fimbria (sablefish), 2224 nucleotides. Its product is annotated as zinc finger protein OZF-like. Lineage: Eukaryota; Metazoa; Chordata; Actinopteri; Perciformes; Anoplopomatidae. Gene Ontology annotation, biological process: regulation of transcription by RNA polymerase II. Gene Ontology annotation, molecular function: DNA-binding transcription factor activity; RNA polymerase II cis-regulatory region sequence-specific DNA binding. The record is from RefSeq and is a predicted model, not a curated record.